AGUUUUAGAGAGCUAGUGCCAUAGUGUACCAUUCUCUUGGUAGCAUUUGGCAAGAGUACUUUGCCUCUCCUUACCAAUGGAGAAGUUUAAUCUUGCUAGAGUCUUAUUGUUGCUUCUCCAGCUUGGAACUUUGCUCAUUGCCCAUGCAUGUCCUUAUUGCCCUUAUCCUCCUUCCACCCCAAAGCACCCAAAAUUGCCUCCUAAGGUAAAACCACCUUCUACCCACCCUAAACAUCCCCCACAUGCAAAACCACCUUCCACCCCUAAACACCCUAAAAAUCCACCACAUGUAAAACCACCUUCUACUCCCAAACACCCUAAAAACCCCCCAUAUGUGAAACCACCUUCCGCCCCUAAGCACCCCAAAAACCCUCCACAUAUGCAACCACCUUCAACCCCUAAACACCCUAAAUACCCCCCGCAAAAACAAUGUCCUCCACCAUCUCAUGCCCCUCCAUAUGUCCCAGGACCUCCCACAGUACAUCCACCUCCCACUGUCUCUCCACCUUCUGUCCCUAAACCACCAAAAACACCACCUGUUGUUUCACCCCCUAUUGUUUAUCCACCGGUCACUCCAAAACCACCGGCACCAACACCACCAACGACUCCAAAACCACCAUCACCAACACCACCUGUUGUUUCACCCCCUAUUGUUUAUCCACCGGUCACUCCAAAACCACCGGCACCAACACCACCAACGACUCCAAAACCACCAUCACCAACACCACCUGUUGUUUCACCUCCUAUUGUUUAUCCACCGGUCACUCCAAAGCCACCAACACCAACACCACCUGUUGUUUCACCACCAGUCACACCAAAACCACCAUCACCAACACCACCUAUUGUUUCUCCACCUUACGUGCCAAGUCCUCCGGUUGUCACUCCACCCACAGUUCCAACACCCCCUACACCAUGCCCGCCACCGGCAACUGUACCAUCGCCACCAGCACAGCAAACUUGCCCCAUUGAUGCUCUCAAGUUAGGUGCUUGUGUGGACGUGUUAGGGGGAUUGAUCCACAUUGGAAUCGGUGGCAAUCCUAAGCAAGCAUGUUGUCCACUUCUUCAAGGACUUGUAGACUUGGAUGCAGCCAUUUGUCUUUGCACAACCAUUAAGCUCAAGCUCCUAAACAUAAAUGUCAUUCUUCCCAUUGCCCUUCAAGUUCUUGCUGAUGACUGUGGCAAGUAUCCACCCAAAGGCUUUCAGUGUCCUUCAUCCUAAAUCAAGGACAUUGAACUGGGCAUUUGAUUAAUUCUGCUACACUUUCAUAGUUGAAGGCACAUUCUGCGAAUGCACGUGUGAGAAAGUCCAAUUUCCUCUUUAGCAUGACGAAUAAAUUGAAAAAAUGAGGAGGGAUAAAUGACUCUUCCAAUAUAAUAAGCUUUUGACGUUUUAUUAUUUAUCUUUCCAUUAAUGUACUGAUUAUGUAUUCUCAUUAGUGUUUAAGGGAAAUACUUUUGAUGGUGCUUUAAAUGUAUUGCUGAUAAAAAUAUGAACAUGAAUGAAUGAGGAAAGAAUCACUUAAAUUCA
This is a messenger RNA of Lycium barbarum (goji berry), 1528 nucleotides long. RefSeq names its product 36.4 kDa proline-rich protein. The record is from RefSeq and is a predicted model, not a curated record. The transcript has 2 exons. NCBI's taxonomy places the organism in Eukaryota, Viridiplantae, Streptophyta, Magnoliopsida, Solanales, Solanaceae. The coding region runs from base 77 to 1219 and encodes 380 amino acids.